Molecule: messenger RNA, 2805 nt
Organism: Ostrea edulis (European flat oyster)
Lineage: Eukaryota; Metazoa; Mollusca; Bivalvia; Ostreida; Ostreidae
Product: zinc finger protein OZF-like
Exons: 2
Coding region: 117-1685 (522 amino acids)
Biological process (GO): regulation of transcription by RNA polymerase II
Cellular component (GO): nucleus
Molecular function (GO): DNA-binding transcription factor activity, RNA polymerase II-specific; RNA polymerase II transcription regulatory region sequence-specific DNA binding
Source: RefSeq, a predicted model, not a curated record
AUUUAGUUAGAUAAGUCGUACUAAAAGUAGUUUACUGAAAGUGCAGGUCAGGUGGACGUGGGCGUAGCGUAGUUACCAAUAUGGAAAGUAGAAGCAAAUGAUAUACAUCCUUCAAAAUGGCUACACUUGGAGUUGCCCACAAAAACAAUGGCAGCCAUUGUGAAGAUGCCCAAGAAAAUCAAGCUGAUCCCAGCAACAUUGAAGGAAGCGAAAGGGAAGAACCUGCAAUAAUUCAAACAAAUGAUAAAGACACUAGAAACAGUGAAACUUGUAAAGAGCAAACUGGAAACAUUCGGAAUGUCCAGACCAAACCGGAUCUCAGUCUUGGGAAAUCUGUAAAGGAUGAGCUGUCAGGUGUUUUUGUCUGUGGGGUGUGUUCUACAUCUUUUUCCAACAAACGCAAAUUGACUUUCCAUUUGAAAAAGAAACAUAAUCAGCCCAAUCAAAUUCCAGAAUCUGAUUUGAUUUGUUAUGUAUGUUACAAAAAAUUCUCCCAGCCAUAUAAUCUGCAGCGCCACAUCAGCCGGGUCCACAAAAGAGACAAACCUUUCUUUUGUGAUCGUUGUGGGAAAACUUUCUCUGAAAAACGAGCCAUGGUACAUCACAGGCAGUAUCAGCAUUCUGAUUAUCGGUGUAAGCUUUGUGGCAUUUCAUUUGAUGAAGAGGAGGGAUUUCAGAGCCACCAAUGCUGUGCAAUUUUCAUUGAAGGUUCAGAAAAACCGUAUGGAUGCAAGAUGUGUAAGAGGUGGUUUGGAAAUGGAAGCAAACUACAUCUGCAUGUCAAAACACAUUCUUUUAUAGAGGAGGAUUUAAAAUUGCAGAAACAUUACACUUGUGGCGUUUGUACCGAGGUAUUCAACAAUAGGAAAAGUUUUAACGAUCACACGAAAGUCCACAAGAAAGAGCAUCCCCAUGAAAGUAAGAUGCAUCCUGAUGCUCUCUAUUACCUACCUCAAAAGAUAGAAAUUAAAAAGAUUGACUCAGAAAAUGGCAUGAUAAUGGUGGAAUGUGAUGUUUGUGGGAAGAACUUAAGUAUUAACUCCAUUCAGAAACAUAAAAAAAUUCACAAUGGUGAACUCAAUAUGUCAAAUUGCUCCAUUUGUGGAAAGGUAUUUUCUACUUCACAUAAUCGGAAAAGACACAUGAAGACUGUGCAUAUGAAUGAGAGGUCUUUCUGUUGUGAAUAUUGUGGAAAACUCUUUUCAGAAAAGCGUACUAUGACUUUUCAUGUGUAUUCACGACAUGCCAGAAAUGCUUGUGCAAGUUGUGGGCUUUCAUUCGAAAAUGAAUCAAGACUUCAGAAACACGACUGUCUGGCUUUAUGCCAUGACCGCGGUGCUAAGAAAACUGGUUAUGGAUGCAAGAAGUGCGAGAAAUACUUUGUUCACAGAUUUCAGCUCCGUCGUCAUAUGGAGAAACACCUAAACAUGGACAAUAGCAGCAAAGUCAUCUCUGCCAAAAGUAAGCGUUUGAUAGAAAAAUUAACGGCUGAACAGACAGUUAUGAAAGAUGACAUCAUUGAAAGGAAUACAGAGAAGGAUGGCUUUCAAAAAAUUGACACGGAGGACUUGAGAGGAAGAGAUGGCAUCCUUUAUUGUGAGAUAUGCAAAGCAAUGUUUGCAUCUGAGGAAGAUUUUCAACAUCAUCAGCUAUGGCAUGAAGACGUUAGCCUUGAUACAGACUGAGGUUGACUAUUAUCAUUGAUUCAGAUUGAACUGUAUAUAAAGAUAAGAACACCAUAUGUAAAUACACAGUGUGCCCUUUACAAAACUGGCUUAUUGAAGGGGCGAGGCUCUCCAAAGAAUUAAAAGCUUUAAGAUACUAUAAACCAACUUUUAUUUGCAUGUGAGAAAAUUUCGUAAGUUUCGCAAGAACCUCAUCAUGGCAAAUAUUUCUUGUCACAAACCAGUCCUUGAAUGUCUGUCAUAGGCUCGAUCACGAAAAUUACUCUCCACGAACCAGUUUAAAACAGGUGAAUCGCAAAAGAAAGUAGCCACAAAUAAGAGUUGGUUUACAGCACUCGCUGAAAGUUUGAAACUCAUUCUGAACAAUAUGUAGUAAGAUAUGCUUGCUUUUACAUACAUGUAAAAUUAUUGUAAGUUACCAGAACACAUUCCAUUUUUUAUCUGUCAGAACAUAUACAUAUAUGUAUUUGAUUUUACAAUUAUGUACUUAAAAACUUUUCUUUAGGAAUUUAAAAAGACUAGUUAUAUUAGAGAUUCCUGUGGUCAGUGGUGGUAAAGAUUUAAAUGGAUUCCAAGUUUUCAGGAUAAAAAUUGCAACAGUACAGGAUACUGCUAAAUUGCAGUCUUUGUUUUCAAACAUAUAUUGUUUAUGUUUGCCAGAAGACCUAUACAAAAUGUAAUACAUUUGUUGAGUCAAAUAUUUUUUGUGUGAAAUGGCAAACAAGUUUUAUUUGGCUUGUUACACAGAAAAUUUUAUAAUGUUUGUGUUUGAAAUAACAAAACUUUAGGACUGUAUCUUGGUUUAGUGUCUUAUGCGAUUAAUGAUUUUUGUGAGAAAGUAUACUCUUGUGAUUAACAGAAAUUUAUCCAGUGUACAUUUAUUGCAUUGUAGCACAUUAUAAAUUUUGGAUACAAAAUAUAUCCAUGUUUUUUUUGGCCAAUGAUCUCAUCUUCUUUUAAACCAUUCCAUGAAAAUUAUAAUUGUUUGUUUAUUCUAUUUGUGUUAUUGUUUUAUUCUGAUUUGUUAUUAUAUCAUUUUAUAAUGUUUAUAUGUGAAAAUUUUUAGUCACAAUGUUUAUAAUUCCAUGUUAUGUUUUCAGUAUAAAACAAUUUAACCAUA